AUGUACAGCAAGCAGCUGGCCUCCACCGAGUGGCUGACCAUCCAGGGGGGGCUGCUGGGAUCCGCCCUCUUCAUCUUCCCCCUCACCGCCUUCAACAACCUGGAGAGUUUGGUCUUCGGCAAAGGGUUCCAAGCCAAAAUAUUCCCGGAGAUCCUCGUCUGUCUCUUACUCGCUCUCUUUGCAUCAGGCCUCAUCCACAGAGUGUGUGUGACCACCUGCUUCAUCUUUUCCAUGAUUGGCCUCUACUACAUCAAUAAGAUUUCCUCCACGCUCUACCAGUCUGCAGCGCCCACGGCAGCGCCCGCCAAGGCCAUUGGCAAAGGCAAGAAGAGGAAUUGAUGCCCCCAGGGCCCCUCCCAUCCAGCCUGCCCAGGACUCUGGGGCACCCAAUAAAACGCUCUCUUUGUAA
Chrysemys picta bellii (western painted turtle) is the source of this 409-nucleotide messenger RNA. Lineage: Eukaryota; Metazoa; Chordata; Testudines; Emydidae. The record is from RefSeq and is a predicted model, not a curated record.